Funneliformis geosporum is the source of this 234-nucleotide messenger RNA. The record is from the annotation of a GenBank genome assembly. Lineage: Eukaryota; Fungi; Glomeromycota; Glomeromycetes; Glomerales; Glomeraceae.
AUGAGAAAAACCAUUCAAGGAACAAUUUAUCCUAACCAAGCAACAAGGAAAAUAUUAGAGGCUAAUUCUCGCGGUUGUCAAAAAGUUUACAAUCAUUUUAUCGGAGAAAGAAAAAAGUGUGAUAAAAAGAAGCAGAAGCAACCUAGUAAAUACGAACAGAAAAGGCAAUUAAAGGAGUUUAAAGAUGAUAAUCCAGAGUUGAAAAGCAUUCAAUCUCAAAUUCUCCAAGAAAUA